UAGGCAGGUAUUUUUGUAUUUUAAUAUGGUGAGAAAAAAAACAAACAAAACUCUUAGGUUCCCCUUGACGGAUUUAAAAUUUUGGCAAAUCUGUGUGCUACCUCUUGGGUUUGGAAAUAUUCUUAUCCUAAUGGCUGGGGCCUUGUGGAUUUGUAAGGGAGUGUUCCUGCAGCUGGCUGGAUGUAAGUCCUGACUUUCUUUAGUCGGAAGAAUGGUGUUUAUUCCCAUGGAUUACCCUCCCUAUGGGAAUAGUGCUGCUGUCUGUGUGGAUAUAUCCUUGGAGUUACAUAGGAUCACUGGGCUGUGGUGUUCAGUGAAAUCUUUCAGCUGGUGGAAUUGAUCUUGGACAUGGAUUGUCAAUCGCUGGGACGUAUCUUCUAACCUCCCUGGAUUGUGUAUUAAUCUGAAUGGGAAUAGUUUGAGAAGAAUGAAGACUACACACAUGGGAUUUACACAGUGAAAGCUGGGAAUUAUUUUAUUUCAUGGCAAUAUAAAACGAUAUUUUGUGGAAUGUAUUAUGGAUAUCAAACUCUACCUGAACUUUGGACAAUGGUCAAAGUGAGGAUGGUAUUAUAAAAUGCAUUCUGAAAAUGUCUGAGAAGAGAGGGAUGAAAAAAAUGACGUACAAGUGGGUGAGAUCUGAGGAUAUACCAAGUUUGGAUGUCUCUACCGGUACCUUGUGAAUUACAAGCUUACAUGGACUUUAAUGGAUAUGGUUUCCCAGAAAACAGCAGCUGCCAUGGGACGUGUUUUUUGCUAUUUUGUCUCAAAACCCACAGUGGAUAAUUUUAAUCCAAGUCAGAGGGUUCGAGAGAGUAAUGCUUUCCUUCCUGGUGGACACCAUUCCUCUGCGGAUUGCUCCCUUUUUUUAAAAUUUUUUCGUUUGGUAACCUAUUUUUUUUUCUUCAUCAAAAGUGUCAUUUGAAACCCUUGCCCUUUUGCCUCAUUGAGAAGGUGGAUGUACCCUAAAAAGGGACCAAAUUGGGGAAGUUAUGUUCUCAAAUCACUCCCUAGAUUUAAUUGGGAUUGUAGGUCGUGUUUCCUCACUCGGAAAAGGGCUUCUGAUACACGGGAGCGUUCUUAUGAACAUAGUGCCUAUGGACACCAUGAACGUGGGACUGGAGGGUUUGAACGGACACGACAUUAUGAUCAGGAUUACUAUAGAGACGCAGCACGUGAUCGGACCUUACAACAUGGAAUAUACUAUAAUUCUCGCCGGAGUCCAAGCCGUUUUGAUGCUCAUGAUCCACGUUAUGAGUCUAGGACCCGGGAGCAGUUUACAUUGCCCAGUGUAGUGCACAGGGAUAUUUACAGAAAUGACGUUUCAAGGGAGGUACGUGGCAGACGGCCUGAACGGAACUACCAGCACAGUAGGAGUCGCUCACCUCAUUCAUCCCAGUCAAGGAACCAGUCCCCUCAGAGGCUGGCUAGCCAAGCUUCUAGGCCUGCCAGAUCCCCCAGCGGCAGUGGCUCACGGAGUAGAUCGUCUAGUAGUGAUUCUCUCAGCAGCAGCAGUAGUACCAGUAGUGACAGCAGUGAUUCCAGCAGCACCUCUAGUGACGAGUCUCCAGCAAGGUCCGUGCAGUCUGCAGCAGUCCCCGCGCCUCCUUCCCAGCCACUCUUAUCUUUGGAUAAGGAUGAACCUCGCAAAAGUUUUGGGAUCAAAGUUCAGAAUCUCCCUGUACGAUCAACAGAUACAAGCCUUAAAGAUGGACUGUUUCAUGAGUUCAAGAAGUACGGAAAAGUCACAUCAGUACAGAUACACGGAGUAUCUGAGGAGAGAUACGGUCUGGUCUUUUUCAGGCAGCAGGAAGAUCAGGAGAAAGCACUUAAUGCCUCAAAAGGCAAACUCUUCUUUGGAAUGCAAAUAGAAGUGACCGCUUGGGUAGGACCAGAAACAGAAAGUGAAAAUGAAUUCCGGCCUCUAGAUGAGAGAAUAGAUGAAUUUCACCCGAAGGCUACUAGGACCCUCUUCAUCGGAAACUUGGAGAAAACCACCACCCACCUGGAUCUUCACAAUGUUUUUCAGAGAUUUGGGGAGAUUGUGGAUAUUGACGUUAAGAAGGUGAAUGGCGUUCCUCAAUAUGCGUUUCUGCAGUACUGCGAUAUUACAAGUGUCUGUAAAGCCAUUAAGAAGAUGGAUGGAGAGUAUCUUGGAAACAACCGGUUGAAGCUUGGCUUUGGAAAAAGUAUGCCUACCAACUGCGUGUGGAUAGAUGGCUUGUCCUCUAGUGUCACAGAGCAGUAUCUAACGCGCCAUUUUAGCCGUUAUGGGCCUGUGCUUAAGGUGGUGUAUGAUCGCUUUAAAGGCAUGGCCCUGAUUCUCUACAAUGAGAUUGAAUUUGCCCAAGCAGCUGUAAAAGAGACCAAGGGGAGGAAGAUUGGUGGGAAUAUCGUUAAGGUGGACUUUGCAAACCAAGAAAGCCAGUUGGCUUUCUACGGUUCCAUGGAGUCUUCAGGACAGGACAUUAGGGAUAUUUACGAAAUAAUAUCAGAAAGGAGGACUGAUGAACCCAGAAGGGGAUCAUACCAUGAAUUUACUUCAACAGAACGGACUUAUUAUGAUAGUGUUCGAACUGUGGGGACAUACCCGGAAGAAACAACAACAACGGCAAGAAGAGAGUACCCUGCUCGUAGCAGAGAGUUCUACCCAGACUGGGAUUCAUACCAAGGCGAUUAUUAUGAGCAGCGAUACUAUGAUGAAUCAAGAGAAUAUAGAGACUAUAGGGAUCCAUAUGAGCAGGACAUCCGUGAAUAUAGUUACAGACGGGAAAGAGAACGGGAACGAGAACGCUUUGAGACAGAUCGAGAGCGGGAUAGUGAACGAAGACAGACAGAACGUAGCCAAAGUCCUACCCAUUCAAGAAGACCUCAAAGUCCUGCCGCCUCCCCAUCACAGUCCGAAAGAAUUACCAGUGAUCCAGAGCGUAGAAUUUACAGUCGCUCAUCUGACCGCAGUGAAAGCUGUAGUUCUGUAUCCCCUUCAAGGUUUGAAAAGCUUGACAAAACUAGGACUGAACGUUACAUAAAAAGUGAAAAAAUAGAAAAGGAUCGUACUUUUGAUUCAGAUCGUUCUGAUAAAGAGAAGCGGCUACUGCGUAAGGAAAAGAGUGAGAAAAGUGAAAAAGACAAAUCAGAUAGGUCAAAGCGAAAAUCCAAAAAUCAUUCAACAAGUUCCCAGUCCUCAGAAACAGAUCAAGAUAAUGAAAAGGAGCCCAGCUUAGAGAAACAGAAAGGGAGUGCCAAGCAGCUGGCCAAGGAGAAAAAUGAAAAGGACUGUACAUCUAAAAACCGCUUGGACCUUGUGCCUUGUGUUGUCCUUACAAGAGUAAAUGAAAAGGAAGGGAAAGUCUUUGAUGCUCCUGGAGUAGAUAAGGCAUCUAAAAACAAGAUUGAUGGCGAGUCUAUAAAGUCUCCUUCAUCAGAUCAAAAAAUUCAGGUGGUCAGACUUGAGCAACCCAAGUUUGAGCAACUUAAAGCUGAAUCAGCAAGAACUAAGGUGCCAAAAGAAAAGUUACUAUCCAGCCACAUUGAAGUUGUGGACAAAGAGGGCAAACAGAAACUGAAAAAGCACUUAAAGUCAGAGCAGCUUACGGAAGGUGCCAUGGCUGCUGAUCUAGACAAGUUAGAAGCUCGUAAACGACGCUUUGCUGAUGCGAAUUUAAAAUGUGAACGGCAAAAACUUGAUGUUCGAAGGAGUAACCAAGAUGAGGAGGAUAGCCGUCUAGGCUUAAGGAAACCACCUGAGCCUGUACCUUCAAGAGACUUCAGUGCAGGCCGGGAGGGGGAUGUUGAAAGGAAAGGUUCUAGGAAAGACCUUUUAAAAAGAGAAAGUCGUAAAAACAAAUCUGAAAGACUUUUCCCUAUCAACAGCCCUAAGGAUUGCCAAGAUUUGUUGCCUGUUGGGAUCUCUGGACGUUCAAAUUCAGAUCUGCAGUUUCGUUUAGGAGAAUCUGCUGAGGAACAACUUGAAUCUUCAGAACAGGCUUCUAAAAAGAUCGCCUUCAUGAAAAACAUUCAGAGGCAUUCUCUCUUACCAGAAGACAUUGAUAAAGACUCCACUAAAGAAGACAGAAAAAUUUACGGCCAUAUUUCAAGAGAAACAGGGGGCAUGGAGAGAUCAGAAACCGAAGAAAAACUUGCAAUUGACAUUGAUCACACUCAAAGCUACAGGAAACAGAUGGAGCAAAACCGCAAGCUGAAGCAGCAGAUGGAACUGGAGAUCUUGAAGUCUGAAAAAUUUAGAAGUCCAAAUAAAGAAUUAGAGGAAUAUGAAAGACGCAGCCUUGUCCAUGAAGUUGGUAAACCACCUCAAGAUGUCACCGAUGACUCCCCUCCAACUAAAAAAAAAAAGAAUGAUCAUGUGGACUAUGAAAUUACCAAACCAGAAAGACACUAUAGAAGUUCUCGUCAGAUAAGUGAUGAAUCUGAGAGACUGGCUUGUUCUCCGGGAAUGCGUCCUUUUGGAUAUAGUGAGGAAGAUUACACAGUUGGCUCACCAAGGUUAAUACCAAUCAAAGAAUUCAAAGAGUCGCCACACGCGGACGACAAGAGCACGUUUCCUAAUGUGGCUUAUAAAGAUGAACAUUUUAAAUUACUAGCCAAUGAAUCUAUCAAGAAGGAAAACAUACCUGACCCCUCCAAAGGUAAAAUAAUUGCUAUGAGCCCUGAAGAAGAAUAUAAUAAAUGGGAUCAGAUCAAACAAGAAAGCAACAGGCUGGAUAUUAGCUUUCCUAGUAACAUUAUAAAAAGAGAGGCCAUUAGAAAGCGUCCCAGAGACCUAGAACCUGGGGAAGUUCCAUCCGACUCCGAUGAAGAUAGUGAUCAAAAACCAGUUUCACCUAAAGUAUCAUCUUUGUUAGAUGGUUCAAGAUUUUCUUUUUUAUUACGGGAUGGAGAAGAGAAGUUAAGAGACAAGGAAGAUCGAUUGUCUGGCUCAUUGGAAAGAAAUAAGUUUUAUUCAUUUGCAUUAGAUAAAACGAUCACCCCAGAUACGAAAGCCUUGUUAGAGAGGGCAAAAUCACUGUCCUCUUCUCGCGAAGAAAAUUGGUCAUUUCUAGACUGGGAUUCCAGAUUUGCCAAUUUUCGGAGUAAUAAAGACAAAGAGAAAGUUGACUCUGCUCCAAGACCUAUACCAUCGUGGUACAUGAAAAAAAAGAAAAUCAAAACAGAUUCUGAUGGAAAAUCAGAUGACAAAAAAGAUGACCAUAAAGAAGAAGAGCAAGAAAAGCAAGAACUUUUUGCUUCUAGGUUCCUUCACAGUUCAAUCUUUGAACAAGACUCAAAGAGACUCCAACAUUUGGAAAGGAAAGAUGAAGAUACAGACAUAGGUGUGUUUCGUCCUUAUGGCCGACAGCUUUCUUCUGAUGGGAUCAGUUAUACUUCAGACCUCGUUCAAGAACCAGUGGUCCUGUUUCAUAGUCGAUUUGUUGAGCUCACAAAGAUGCAGCAGAAAGAGAGAGAAAAAGAGCAAAAGCCAAAAGAGGCAGAGAAAGUAGAAGAAAAAGAGAUUCGGCCAAAAUCUCCUGAGUCUGUGCCAGAGUGCAAAGAGCGGGAGAUUAAAUCGCCAGUAUCAGUUGUGCCAACACCAGCAAUACUUCCUCAACAAGAGCAUGCUGCACCAAUCCAAGAAAAAGUCUCCCCUGACAAAACACCUCCACAUUCUCUGGAGAUAGUAGAAGAGAAGCCAGUAGAACCUUCUGAACCAGCUGUUGAGGAACCUAAACUUCCCUGCAUAGUCACCCCUGUCCCUACACCGGCCCAUCCAUCUCUUCCAGUAGAAGCUGCUGAAGGCGUUGGAGAAGCGGAGGCACAGCCUGCUACCCCACAUGUGCUUGAAGAUAUUUCAAAUACAGAACAGCCUAUCUUCUUGGAUGCAAAACCACCAACACCAGGUGGCUCAUUUUCUGAGAUCAAUGCUGAACCAGUCACUGAACUUAAAAAUGAUUUACCUGCGAUUUCUCCUUCCAAGGAGGAUAAAAAGAUAGAAGAGCCUGUUGAGAACUUGGAAGAAGAAACUCCUGUUUUUACAAGUAGUGACACAGAAGUGUGCCAGAAAUCUGAGACUGUACCAGAUGAAGUUGAACCUCUUAUUGCUGAAAAUGACAUGGAAGUAGAACCUCUUAAUGCAGUGAAAAACAAAAAGGGACCUAAAGGCAAAAGGUCAAAUGCUUCAGAUAAACCAGCCACUAGAAAAAGUGUGAGGAUUGACCGGGAGAAACGUAACCGAUCAUCAUCCCCACGUGGAGAACCCCAGAAACCUCUUGAAACUAAAAGUGAACACGAAAGAGGCUCGAGGAGUUCUGCAAAAUCUCCAAGUGCUGUUCCAGAGCCUGACGUCUCAGAACCAGCUUUGCCUCGAACAAGAAGAAAUGUUAGAUCAGUUUAUGCCACCACAGGCGAUACUGAUGGAGUUUCUUCAGUUAAAGAAUCUUCAGAGACACCUCGAUCUACAAGAAAGAGACCUGAAAAAGAUGUUGCAGAACCUCCAGUUACUGCUCCUCCUACUCCAAGAAGAGGACGGCCACCAAAGGUUCGCAAGAAAGCCAUGGGUGAUGUAUCUCCUAUCAAAGCAGAGAUAUUAAAACAAGAGAAUGAGGAUGCAGAAAUGAAAGAACCAGCUGAAAAUGCAAAGCCAGUAGAGGGAUGGCGGUCUCCACGAUCUCAAAAGUUAUCUCAGAGCCAUUCUCCUCUAUCUAGUAGCCAACAGGGUAAAAAAGGUAAAAGUGACCCAGUACCACAGGCCCAGGAGAGUUUAGGAGAAACUAAUGAAGACAGUAAUGAAACAGCAGAGCCACAGGCUGAAGAGGCCGGCAAGGCAAGAUUAGACAAAGAAGAAAUUAGUAGUGAGAAUCCAGAUGUAAGAGAUGUGGAGCCAGAGAAAUGUCCUGCAGAGAAACCAAAUACAGAGCUGCCUGACAAGAAAACAUCACCUGUGGAGAAAGCUACAAAACCUAAAGUUGGAAGGCCCAAAAAUCUCAAAAAUAUCCCUCAUUUGAAAAAGGUAGAAAUUCGUCUUAAUGCUGUUGAUGUGAAGGAUGCUAUGAGGCCACAUGAGGAUGCAGAGUCCGUGGUUGUUACGCCUGUUAAAAUCAAAAGUCCUCAGAAAGAAGAUAAUGUUUCUCAACCUUUUACAAAUCCACCUGAAACGGUGUUCCCUGAGUCUCCAGACAAAGAAACCAAUAUUUGUUCUGAAGCUGUCCAGCUGGCACGACAGAUAGAACUAGAGCAAGCUGUUGAAAACAUUGAGAAGAUCACUGAAACCUCUGCCAUUCCACCUUAUAAAGACCCCCAAAGUGGAGAAGCAUCUGAGAAUUGUCCAGAAGAGGAUGGGGAUAAACCUGCACACCAGGCCAGUGAAACAGAAUUAGCAGCCGCAAUUGGUUCCAUUAUAUGUGACAUUUCUACUGACACAGAAAGUUUUUCUUCUGCUCCUCCAUAUCCAGCAGACAGGGAAGCUGAAGUUCCCUCUGAACCGACAACGGCUCCUGCUGCUUCCCAGCCAGAUGAGCUGCAGCCUGAAACAGAACAAGCUGUAAAUCUAAUUUUACACCCUGAUACUACCCCCAGCUCGGACACAGCAACUCCUGCACCUGUUGUACCUGAGCAGACAGAUUCAAUAGAAAGCAAAGAGCCAGACAAUAAUUUCAACGAGUCUGCAAGUUCUGCCAAAGAAAGUGAAUCUGUGCGAGACUUUCCUCCAAAACAAAAGGGUCGUAGUAAGGGACAUAAGAAAAGGCGAAGAGCCGUCAAGGGCCGUGACACCAUGGAGAGCAGUGUGUUUGUACGCGAGAAUAUUCAAGGUAAAUCUCCUGCUAAGGAUAAAAAGGUCUCUUCAGAUGAAGGUCAAAAGGAACAGCCUAGUGAGGAGUCUGUAGCCUCAAACACUGAUAAUCCAGUUAUGGACACAAGCCUCAAUUCGUCUUCUGAUACGAUUUCCAAGGAGGUUGAUGAAUAUAAGGAUGAAGAAAUGUCAGGAGCCACAAAUCCGAGUGAUUCACCACAACCCCUUUACAUUGAUGAUGUUAGUCAGAGUAGUUUUAAAUUGCGUUCAAGUACUGAAAGUGCCCCAGUUACUCCACCAAGUGUAACAACUCCUUCGGUAUUGUCUACUACCCCAGGGAAAACUGGAGUUCCACUCUCUGCAUCCCCUCUUGCUCAUUCAGCUCCAGCAAUUAUGUCUGACUGGAUUGUUAGGCAUGAAGAGAAUUCUUCCAUUUCUACACCACCUCCUGCAAUGCCCCCAGAUACAAAGGCCUCUGAUGUGGAUACAAGUUCAAGCACCUUAAGGAAGAUAUUAAUGGAACCAAAGUAUGUGUCCUCAGCCAGCAACACCCCUAGUAUCGUUACAGCAGCCAUCUCCGAGCCUGUCCCCGCGUCACAUGUAGAAGAGCCUACUCAUCCUCAAGUUGAAGCAAUUAAGCCAGUGUCUGAAGAAAAAUCAGCUGUUCCACUUACAAACACAGUUGUCCCACCAGCAGCCGAAGCCCCAGCUUUUCAAGAGAAGGGGCCUAUAGUGGCCCAUAAGGCUACCUCUGUUAUCAGUAGAAUGCCUCCUAGCUUUGACCCUGAUGAUUUGCCUAGGAUAACAUUGGCAAAGCAUGCUCAACAUCAGCCCACUUCACCUUGCAUCCCUUCUCAGAAGAUCAAAGUGAGACAAAACGCUAAUGACAGUCGUGCUUGCGUUAAGCCAACAAUGACCGUAAUAGAGGAACGACCUACAGAAACUGGGCCAAGCCCUGGACUCAGAGUGAACACAUCACAGGGAGUAAUGCUAUUAAGUUACUCUGGCCAGAAAACAGAGGGUCCUCAGCGAAUCACUGCAAAAAUCAGCCAGAUCCCUCAAGCAAGUGCAGUUGAUAUAGAGAUUCAACAGUCUGUGUCAAAGUCCCAAAUCAAACAGGAACCACUUGCUCCAUCUCAGAUGUUGCCAAAAGGACCUCAGACGCCAUCUGGUUACCAACAAUACAAUGCAUCACCAGUCAUCUCAAACAUAAAACAAGAAAGGUCUUCAUUGGAGAAAUCUGAAUCGAGUCAUAUUAGUGUUCCUAAUGCAUCCUCACAAACUGGAGCAGUGAAAGUACUUACCCAGAAUGCUGCACCAGUUUUAAUGCACAGCCAGAUGUUACCUGGUCAGAUGGUCCCUUCUGGUAAAAAGAUGACCGAGGCAAUAGAGUCUAAAGUGCUUCAGACUACUAAUAUGAGCCCCCACCAUUCUUCAAUAUCAAGCAAGAUUCAACCAGAGACAAAUCAUGUGGCUUCUGGAUCCAGCACACCUACAGACAGGGCUCUCCCACAUCUAAAUAUAAAACAGGAGCCUCAUUCACCUUGUACUGCUAGCCAUUCACCAUCUCCAUUUGCUAGGUCUUGUCACCCUAGUGUUACAGCUUCACCUGCCUUAACUAACAAUGCCUCCGUUAUGCUGGGUCCAGGAUUAACAGUGCCUCCAUACAUCCCGAGCAUGCACCCAGAACAAACUGUCAUUAUGCCGCCUCACAGUGUAACACAGCCUGUGUCUCUAGGGCACUUGUCUCAAGGUGAUGUCCGAAUCAAUACCCCACCUCUUCCAUCAAUACAAUAUGGUAUACGGCCAGAAGCACUCCAUUCUCCUAGAGCAGCUAUGCAGCCUCAGAUGGAUGUCAGACCUCAGAGAUCGAGCACUCCACAGCCAGCGACUAUUAGAGAAGUGGUACUCCCUACAUUGUCUUCCCAGCACGCUGCAGAUGAGGACAUGCAUUACCACCAUACUGUGGGUAGGGGCUCCUCUCAUGUUCAAUCCGAAGUCCUUGUGAUGCAGCAUGAAUACCGCAUGCCUACUCCAGGGAUGCGCCUGGAUCAUUAUAGUGUUCCACAGGAUGUCAUAUUACCCCGUGAUGUCCGCAUGAUGAUGCACUCUCACAUCUCUGCAGUCGGUGAACACCAUCCAGAGUCUAGGCGAUCCCGAACCCCUGAAGGUCCAGUAAAGACUCCUCCUGCCAGUAAAACACCACAACCUGUGAAGGAAUUGGCCAAACAACCUGAUGUCAAACUAACUCAUUCCCAACACAAUGAUGCCAGAAUGCUGAGUGGCCUGAGCUUAUCUCAGCCGGUCGUAGUUUCACACGGUGUGCCUCUUAUUCAUCCUUCUGGGAGCUCAUUUCAUGACUAUCGACCUGUGUACACAGACAUCCGGAACUAUCAUCCUGCUGCUCCCCUCUCCCAUCCUCAGUUCUCUGGGGCACCAGCCAUGGGCUUACAGUCACGGAGUAUGACUCCAUCCCAGGGAGGUCCUGACAAUGAACAUUCACAUUCAAAUACACCUGGUCGAAGCAAAACACCGCAAAUCGGUCAAGACCCUAAGGUACCACAGUCUUCGGUUAGUGAGGCUCAUCAUCCAGCCCUUAGCAGGCAUACUGGUCAGAUGGAGUCUCAUAUUCAGCACCUGCAGAGAGCAUCGGUGGAUACAUCUCAGACCUCCUAUCCAUCUCCUGUUACCAUCAGUCUAAAACAAGAACUUCCCUCCCCUCACCAGUCCCAGAAGCAGGCCACCUUCAUGUCCUCCACAACCAGCGCUCUCCAAAGGUCGGAUGUGCAAUCUCUUCCUAAACAGGAACCUCCACAAAGAUCGGUGGACAUGGUGCAGCUGCUCACGAAAUACCCGAUCGUAUGGCAGGGCCUCCUUGCGCUGAAGAAUGACACUGCUGCGGUACAGCUGCACUUUGUUUCUGGGAAUAACGUAUUAGCACACAGGUCUCUACCAGCCCCAGAGGGAGGACCUCCGCUGAGGAUUGCUCAGCGCAUGCGACUUGAGGCAACUCAGCUGGAAGGGGUAGCUCGCCGUAUGAUGGUGGAGAGCGACUACUGCUUGUUACUUGCUCUUCCUUGUGGACGUGACCAGGAGGAUGUGGUAAACCAGACAGAAUCACUAAAAGCCGCAUUCAUCACUUACUUACAAGCAAAACAGGCUGCUGGCAUCAUCAAUGUGCCCAACCCAGGGUCCAACCAGCCGGCCUAUGUCCUGCAAAUAUUCCCACCUUGUGAAUUUUCAGAAAGUCACUUGUCCCGCCUUGCACCGGACUUACUAGCCAGCAUCUCCAACAUCUCUCCUCAUCUAAUGAUAGUCAUUGCAUCGGCAUGAGACCACUCACCGCCAUCACAAACAACGCACUAAACCGUUAUAAAUAAAUGGCUUAGUGAGUGCUCUGUCCCGCUCUGCUGUUGAGGAUUCUUGUCCCGCUGGACGGAGCUGGCAUUGCUGCUUCCCUGGAUGUUUACAUAUUGCUUACGGACAAGCUGACGCACACAGGUGGCUUGAUGCAACAUUAAGGAAGAUGGUGUCAGAUUCCACGCCCAGAAACGUGGAGUAUUCCAAGAUGGUGGUUACUAUUUGUGCGCUUGUUUUUUUUUUGUUUUUUUUUUCUUUAAGAGGAAAAAGGAGAAAAAAAAAAAAAGCUGAACCUGCCUUUGCACUAAAUUAGUGACAUGGACCUUUGUACAGCAUUCCCUGCCCGUCCCGCCCCUUUUGCGUGUGUCAUAUUUUGAGCGACAUGCUGUGAUAUAGAGAAGCCUGGAUACAAUGGACUGAUGAGCAGAAACCUGUGAAUAUUGGACUUAUGACCAGAGAGAAGCGUAAAAGACGUUUGUCGAUAAGGAGACGGGUAGAGUGGCGGCCGGUCGCCGACGUCGUCUUCUGCAGCUGGUCUUAUCUGCUCUGAGGACUUCUCACUCCUUUUCAUUUGGGAUGUACAGUUUACAUGGGGAAAACAUACAAAAGGGAGAUCUAUUUUCCUUUCCUCAGAUAUUCUAGGACUCUCCAUGGGUGUGUGUAUAUAAGUAUAUAUAAUAUAUAUUAUAUAUAUAUAAAUAUAUAUAAUACUGACUUUAGAGAAAUCAGACCCCACGACAUAACAUUUUUUUUAAUCUGUGCCAAAAAUGUGUUUUCAGAAAGAAUCUUAUUUUCAUACUCAGACGUAUUGUCCCUCAUUUGUAAGUGAUUUUCAUUAAGACAUUUCUCCGCUCAUCGCAAUCUGUGAGGAAGUGUUAUACACUUGGACAAAAGACUUUUUAACCACCCCUUCCCCAAUAUUUCCCUUCUAUUUCUUCAUUUUUUUUUCCAGACACCUUAAUUUAUGGAUUUCUUCCCCUUCCCAUCCUGGAUUUUUUUUGUGUGUCCAUUGGAUUACAAACUUUAUUAAAAAAAAAAAAAAAAAAAAAGCUUUCUACAGCUGUAGUAUGUUGAUGCUGUCCGAUGUACAGUUUAGGUUAUGCUCACAUACAGAGGGUUUGUUGCGGAUGUAUAGUGCAAUGCUGGUGAUAAAUGGCACCUAUCUCCUUCUGAGAAACCUAAUCAAUUAAUAGAUGUAAGAUAACUCUUUUUUUUUUAUCUAAUAUUAUUAGGAAAAGUACAGUAUUUCCUGGCUAAAUGAGUAAUGAAGCUCUGGCCCUUUAAGAAAGGCAGGCUGGGGUGGGGCUGAGUUGACAGCCGUGAUGGAUAACUAUCUUGACAGCAUUGAGAGGCUUCCUGCUUUAGAAGUUGGAAAAGAUCAAUGUGUGUGGAGACUGUAAACUCGGGAAAGCUGUGCUGCUUUCUUCUGGGCAGAUGUUAUAUGAGGAGCAAUUUAAAGGGGUACUUUUUUUUUUAAAUCAACUGGUGCCAGAAAGUUA
This is a messenger RNA of Hyla sarda, 12642 nucleotides long. RefSeq names its product spen family transcriptional repressor (gene SPEN). The coding region runs from base 959 to 11116 and encodes 3385 amino acids. Gene Ontology annotation, molecular function: mRNA binding. Gene Ontology annotation, biological process: regulation of transcription by RNA polymerase II. The transcript has 14 exons. Gene Ontology annotation, cellular component: nucleus. NCBI's taxonomy places the organism in Eukaryota, Metazoa, Chordata, Amphibia, Anura, Hylidae. The record is from RefSeq and is a predicted model, not a curated record.